Penicillium expansum is the source of this 1062-nucleotide messenger RNA. RefSeq lists its product as uncharacterized. The transcript has a single exon. The record is from RefSeq and is a predicted model, not a curated record. The coding region runs from base 1 to 1062 and encodes 353 amino acids. Lineage: Eukaryota; Fungi; Ascomycota; Eurotiomycetes; Eurotiales; Aspergillaceae.
AUGUGUCUGUUUCUUGAUCUCCCGUUUGAGCUCCGAACGCUCAUCAUUGAGAAUGUGCUCUACACCCCGCUCAGCCCGCCUCAGACUCCUCUUCAAUCAGAUGGAAUCGAAUACAAUGACCUUAGAUAUAAGGCAUGGAUUAGCAGAGGUGGCAGUGCAUGUUAUAACCAGCAGAGCAAGCCCAACCCCUCAAACUGUCUGCCUCUUCUUCUCACAAAUCGUCAAAUUUUGACCGAGACCCUGGUGAUCCUUGGGCGGAAGAAAGUCGACUAUAUUCUUGACAUAUCAGUCAAGGAUGACUUGCAACUCUUUCUGACUUGGCUGUCAGUGCCAUGCCUUACAACCCACAUAUCAACCCUCUACGCGAAUGUACGUCUUUUCGGUCACAUCAUCGACAAGUGCACCAUCCGUGCCCAACUCGGCGAUGGCGGCCGGCUAGGCUUCCACUGGUCCUUCUAUGCGGCAUUAGAGCGAUUUCUCCGCUAUGGUCCCGUGGGAGAAAAAAAGCACAAAGCAGAAGACCAGUCUUCUGGAUAUCCUCGAAACACGAAGGAAUUCGAGGACCGGGAGAUGGUGAUCGAUACACUUGUUCUCGACUUCCAGUCUGCGGAAAUGGAACUUUCCUUCCCACCAGAAGAUGUCACAUACAAAAUUUGGUCGGAGCGGCAUUGGGGUCUGGAUCGGGGAGACCGGAGCGAGGCUUCAGAGGCAUUGUCAUCCCAUAAAACGCGCCCGGAGUGGCUCUGUGAAUAUCUGGAGGCCUGGAUAAGCGGUCUUCUUUAUAUGAGUUAUCAUACUUCCGAAUUCGGGGAGCCUCUCUAUGAGCGUGUUGGAACAAUCCGGAUGCUUGUUGAUGGACAACUAUAUCGUGAAUUUGAUCUUGCAGCUUGGUUAGCUCGCCUACGUUUUACCAAUCCAACCUCUAUGAUGGGUCAUUUACCCACGGAUGACAGACAGCCUGGAUUUUGGAAAUGGAAGAAAGAGACAUUGCUGAGAAGGGAGGCCCAAGGGUUUCCUGUGAUAUGGCCAUUGGAUGAUGAAUUAGGACGAAGAGAGGUGUGA